Molecule: messenger RNA, 2611 nt
Organism: Misgurnus anguillicaudatus (oriental weatherfish)
Lineage: Eukaryota; Metazoa; Chordata; Actinopteri; Cypriniformes; Cobitidae
Source: RefSeq, a predicted model, not a curated record
AGUAAAUGAAAAUAUGUGAGAGACAUAAGAACAUUUAGGCAAAUAUGCAACAAAAAAAUCAUGUGAUUUGGACAAACUAGCCGUACUCAGAGGAGCGCCGUACUGUAAGAUUCCUUAGCAACCGUUGCUAUAUACACUCGCUGCAGUUCCUUCGUGUUAGCCGAACAGCUAACUUUGUCUUGAUAUGGAUAAAGUAGAUAAAAAGAAAGUCCCUGACAGAUUUACAUUAGAGACAUCGUUUACUAAAGACUUAAGACAGUCGUACUCAUCCAGUUUAGUGUCAACAGAAGAGCCGAAGGAUGAAGAAAAAUCACUGGAGGUCUGCUGCUCCGCUUCUGCUUCGUCCGUGCCGACCAAUGAACAUCACGAUAAACAAAUUCCCCAACUUUUCAUUCUUCACAAUAUAAUCGUCGAAAGAUAUGAAGGUGAUAAGUGCGGAGAUGCGUUUCAUGGAGACGGUGUCGCUUACUUUCAAGGCGGUCACGUAUACAAGGGUAGUUUUUCACAUGGGUUAAUGCACGGUCGUGGUGAAUAUAUCUGGCCUGACGGUUUGAAGUAUCAGGGUGAUUUCAAAUCAAAUGUUCUUAUGGGGCAUGGGAUUUACACCUGGCCAAAUGGCAGCAUCUAUGAGGGUGAGGUGCGCAAUGGUGUCCGCCAUGGUGUUGGGACCUACAAGUGUGCUAAAACCAAUACUGUAUACAAAGGUCAGUGGUGUCUGGGCAAAAGACAAGGAAAGGGGAUUAUGUACUAUAACCAAGCAGCCACAUCAUGGUACAAAGGAGACUGGUUAAACAACUGCAGAGAAGGCUGGGGAGUACGGUGUUACCCAUCUGGAAAUGUGUAUGAAGGACAAUGGGUUAACAAUAUCCAACAUGGAGACGGAGUAAUGAAAUGGAUUCGGUUGGAUCAGCAGUACAGUGGACAAUGGGUAAAUGGUAUCCAGGAGGGAAAAGGGACACACACAUGGUUUCGUAAAAGAGUGCCUUGCUCACAGUACCCAUGUAUGAACGAGUACAGCGGGGAAUUUGUUCAGGGAAUGCGCCAUGGUAAAGGAAAGUUCUUAUAUGCCAGUGGAGCUGUUUAUUGUGGAGAAUGGGAAGAUGACCAAAAACAUGGACAGGGAAAGUAUGUUUUUGAAGGUGGAUGCAUAUACGAAGGAGAGUUUGUUAAGGAUUGGAUGGCUGAAUUUCCAGCUUUCACCCCUGGCCCGAGUGCCCCUUGCACCCCUUACCCAGACAACAAUGAUUCACCCAAGAGACUUAUAGAGUCAAGAAAGAUUUCCUCAAUGCUUGGAUCCGACAUGGCGUUAAACGUCCAGGCCCUGUUAAACAGACUCCCUGAGACUCACAGGGAUCAAGAGUUUAAACAGGUAGAAUUUGCCGUAUUAAGACACAUUGGUUUGCUGAGGGAAAUUUAUAGCUUUUACAGCAGCCUUGGACAUCAGCAGACUCCAGACAAAACAUUCCCUCUUACCCACCUUCAGUUCUCACGCUUACUCAAGGACUGUAAAGUUCACCAGCAUGGGAUGACCCUUGCACAAAUAGAUCGCCUCAUCAAUGAAUAUUUUCAGCCAGAUGUGGUUUGUUCUCCUUUUACCACCAUUUUACCGAGAGAAUAUGUCAGUUAUUUGAUCACUGCAGCAUAUCACAUCUACUGCAAAGACAUUGAGUCAUCCAAUAAUCUACUAGCCACAUGUUUUUCAAAGCUCAUGAGGCAGAACAUUAUUCCCAAUGCAAAGAAUGUGAAAGGGUCUUUGUUCUGUCAUCCAGUCCAUCCUGUGAUUGCUUGUAACCACCAAGAAAGAUGCUGGGACAUUUUCCAGGCACUAUGUAAAGCAAAUUCAGCCAACACUGACAAAGCCCUGACUGUAAGGCAGUUUAUUUUGAUGCUCAAGGACCUCGGUCUAUAUGAUAAUGAACUGACUGCAUCUAAAGUACUGGAAAUAGUCUCUCUGGAAAAUCCUGCCGUUUAUGAUGGAACCCACAGCAACUUGGAAUUGGAGAUGACGUUUCUGGAGUUCUUCGAGGCUCUGCUGGGUUGUGCUGAGGUUAAAUGCAAGAGUAUUCAAACCACUGAGUGGCCGACUGACACCGAUCACCAAUACGAAACGGCGGUUUCAUCACACGAAAUGGCUCGGUUAUUCACACGUGAGAAGACGGAGCAAACACAAUAUCAAGCACUUGCUUUAAAAGUGGCUUUAUACUCUCAGAGGCUGAUGAGGGCACAGGAAGUGAAGCAGAUCUUGAAGACCGUAUAAAGAAAACACAGCAAUUCUUUACUCAGACCUUCUUUCCUGCAUAUGAACAUAGUGUGAAGGUGAAGGAGCUGGUGAAAGAGAGACUCAAACUGACAGAAAAAAGCUGAACUGCUCUUGCAGCGGUGAAAACAAGGUAUAAAAUAAUAGCAGUUAAACUAGUAAAUACACGUCAUCCUGUACUGGUGACUUGAUGUCUUUCAGACAAUAGGAGCAGAGGCUGAGGAGAUGAAAAGAGCGGAAGAUGGUUGCAAAGGCAGCAUUCCAGACAAUGAUCUCCGUCGCUCACCACUAUGACCUCCACAAAAUCUGUCAUUUUGUAAUUAGCCAGAAAAAUAAAGCAUCAAUUUCACACAA